This is a messenger RNA of Drosophila persimilis, 380 nucleotides long. RefSeq names its product copper transport protein ATOX1 (gene Atox1). NCBI's taxonomy places the organism in Eukaryota, Metazoa, Arthropoda, Insecta, Diptera, Drosophilidae. Gene Ontology annotation, cellular component: cytosol. Gene Ontology annotation, molecular function: copper chaperone activity; metal ion binding. The record is from RefSeq and is a predicted model, not a curated record. Gene Ontology annotation, biological process: copper ion transport. The transcript has 3 exons. The coding region runs from base 165 to 380 and encodes 71 amino acids.
UCAGAAAAGAUAGAUUCAGAUAUUUUUUCUUAACAUAAAGGGCAGAAAUAGGUGUUUGCCACGUCAAUAAGCGAUCGAUUCCAUCCGCCAAGCUGUUUAAUUUACCGCAAGUCUACAACAGGACGACGGAAGACAGUCGUCACAGCAGCAGCAGUAGCAGCAGAAUGACCGUACACGAAUUCAAGGUGGAAAUGACCUGCGGCGGGUGUGCCAGUGCCGUGGAGCGCGUUCUGGGCAAAUUGGGCGAUAAGGUCGAAAAAGUCAACAUUAACUUGGAGGAGAGAACGGUUACUGUCACGUCGAAUCUAUCGUCCGAUGAACUGUUGGAACAGCUGCGCAAGACCGGCAAAAGCAGUUCGUACAUCGGUGUGAAGAAAUGA